Molecule: messenger RNA, 1345 nt
Organism: Mercurialis annua (annual mercury)
Lineage: Eukaryota; Viridiplantae; Streptophyta; Magnoliopsida; Malpighiales; Euphorbiaceae
Product: zinc finger AN1 and C2H2 domain-containing stress-associated protein 16
Exons: 2
Coding region: 265-1137 (290 amino acids)
Cellular component (GO): cytoplasm
Molecular function (GO): zinc ion binding
Source: RefSeq, a predicted model, not a curated record
UGAUUUUCGUAGAAGUUUCAAUUUGUCAUAUUCCUAUAUACGCGGACUUCUUCAAACAAAUAAAAACCUUUCGCCUUUCGGACAUUCAAAUCCAGAUUCCCGCAGCAAAAUUCGGGAACUCAAAAAUUCAUUUUUUAUUCCUUGUGCCCAAAACAUUAGAGAAUUGUUAAUUUUUAUCCAAAUUUUAAUUCUGCAUAGUUUGUUAAUCUCCCAUAUUUGACCGCUAUCUUGAAGUAAAAUCAUUUUGGGAUUUAUCUUAUCAAAAUGGGAACACCCCAAUUUCCAGAUCUUGGUAAGCAUUGUACAAAAGAAGAUUGCAAACAGAUCGAUUUCUUGCCUUUUACUUGCGAUCGUUGCAGCCAGGUGUUCUGUUUGGAGCACCGAAGUUAUGGUAAACACAACUGCCCAAAAGCUGACAGAAAGGAUGUUACUGUUGUGAUAUGUCCAUUAUGUGCAAAAGGGGUUCGUCUAAAUCCCGAUGAAGACCCAAAUAUCUCUUGGGAAUCUCAUGUUGAUAUCGAUUGUGACCCUUCAAAUUAUGAAAAAGUCACAAAGAAGAGAAAAUGCCCUGUCCGUGGCUGUAGGGAGGUUCUUACAUUCUCAAAUACAAUCAAGUGCAGGGAUUGCACGAUUGACCAUUGCUUGAAGCAUCGAUUUGGAACUGAUCAUGAAUGCCUUGGGCCAAAGAAACCCGAGUCGGGUUUUCAAUUUUUGAGUCUUUUAAAUAGGAGUAAGAAGGAAGAAUCAAAGCCAAAUCAAACUGCAGCUGCAUCUUCAACUAACUGGGCAUCAGCCUUCCGGAAUGCAGCUUCAACUGUUCGAGCCUCAGCUGAAGCAGGCAUGACAAAACUGAGUAGUGAGAUGACCCAAGUUUGGCAGACUGCAACUAAUGUUGCCGGUCCAAGCAGCAGCAGCAGCAACGGGCUAAAGGAGGAGUGUCCACAAUGUAGCGCAAGGUUUUCGUCAGUUACAACUCUAGUGGAGCAUGUGCAGAAGGUGCAUGAAAAGAGCAGGAAUCAGUCGCGUGUCAUGAACUUGCCUGUAGAAGUAUGCCCUAAGUGUAGCAAAGGCUUUCGUGAUCCUGUGGCACUGGUGGAGCAUGUCGAGAGGGAUCAUCGGGGUACCUCGAAAGCUUAGAUAGUUUUGACGAUCGUAGUGACAGCUCAUUUUCAGAUUGAAAUUUUUUCAUUUUCCCUUAUGGAUUGCUCUAAUUUAUUUGAGGCUGCAGUAACCUUGAGCAUUAAAUCAGCUUUACUGGUUCAACCUAUAACUUCCAAUUCAUAAUGUCGAUCUAAAAAGUGUAAAUUGGUUACAGUAAAAUUAAAAUUGCAUUUUAUUGGAUGAA